This is a messenger RNA of Salvia splendens (bonfire salvia), 961 nucleotides long. Its product is annotated as leucine-rich repeat protein 1-like. Bases 153 to 794 code for a protein of 213 amino acids. The record is from RefSeq and is a predicted model, not a curated record. The transcript is spliced from 7 exons. Lineage: Eukaryota; Viridiplantae; Streptophyta; Magnoliopsida; Lamiales; Lamiaceae.
UACUCCAUAGAAAUGGAAAUGGAAAUUCCCAAUUUCUCAAAUUUUGAACCUUUCAACCAACCGACAUUGACUCCCUUGACCCUACAACUCCACUCCUUCUCUUGCUCCUCCUUUUCCAUUCCCACCUCUUGAUCCCACCGCCUCUCUCUCUCAUGGCUGCUUUUCACUGUUUCCUCUCUCUCGUCCUCCCCAUCCUCCUCUCCCUCUCUCCCGCGCUCUCCACCAACUCUGAAGGAAACGCGCUUUAUGCUUUGAGAAGCAGGCUUUCUGACCCCACAAACGUUCUUCAAAGCUGGGAUCCAACUCUUGUCAAUCCUUGCACCUGGUUUCAUGUCACCUGCGAUUCCGACAACCACGUUGUCCGCUUGGACUUGGGUAAUUCCAAGAUUUCUGGGAGUUUGGGACCUGAGCUAGGUGAACUCAAGCACCUGAAAUAUUUGGAACUGUACACAAACAACAUAGUAGGGGAAAUCCCCAAGGAGUUGGGAAAUUUGGGAAAUCUCAUAAGCAUGGACCUCUAUGGGAAUAAAUUUGAAGGGGAGAUACCAAAGUCCUUUGCCGACUUGAAGUCUCUACGCUUCUUACGGCUGAAUGAUAACAAGCUUACAGGAUCAAUACCGCGGGAACUCACCACUCUGUCUGACCUUAAAGUUUUUGAUAUCUCGAAUAAUGAUAUUUGUGGAACAAUCCCGGUUGAUGGCCCGUUUGGAAGUUUUCCAAUGGAAAGCUUUGCUAACAACAGACUCAACGGCCCCGAGUUGAAAGGAUUGGCGGCUUAUGACUUUGGAUGCUGAUAAAGGUAGAGGCUCAAACAUAAGUUUGUCUAAACUAAGGAUGAUUAUAGGAGAACAAAAAAAGUGGAUGUUUUUUUAAGAUAAUGUUGCUGCUAUACAUGCAUUGCCUAUUGUAACAUUACUAUAUACAUAUUACAGCUUAAGUUAUGAUUUAUACAUCAUGAAUA